Cynoglossus semilaevis (tongue sole) is the source of this 2579-nucleotide messenger RNA. RefSeq names its product olfactory receptor class A related 5 (gene ora5). The transcript has a single exon. Gene Ontology annotation, cellular component: plasma membrane. The record is from RefSeq and is a predicted model, not a curated record. The coding region runs from base 341 to 1453 and encodes 370 amino acids. Gene Ontology annotation, biological process: neuropeptide signaling pathway. Gene Ontology annotation, molecular function: neuropeptide receptor activity. NCBI's taxonomy places the organism in Eukaryota, Metazoa, Chordata, Actinopteri, Pleuronectiformes, Cynoglossidae.
GGAUGGUUUACCAGGAGCAGCUAAAUACAGUACUGUGGAGAUACCAGCGAACAUUAGGAUGAGAAAGAAAACCAGUGUGUGUGAAGGUGUGUGUGUUGCCACUGGAGUAUUAAAUUAUACUGCGUGGAGAACGAAUGACGCUACAGCUCAAUCUGCUGAGUCCACGUGUCUUCACCCCUAAUCUCGGUGGGACAUGUAAUUGUUGUUUAAUUUGGAAAAAAAACAAAACAAUUGUCAUCUGCAACUGGUGGGGGCUUGUUCCUUUCCUUCUUUAAAUCACGAAGGACCGAAGGCAGUAUCGUAGUUUUCACCUGAGAGUGAAGUCUGAUCCUCGGCACCAAUGGAUGCAGAGGAGUUGAUCGAGUCCAUUAUCAGGGGUCUCAUGUUUCUAGCAGGAAUUGUGGGAAACAACUGGCUGGCUGUCAGCUCCCUGCCCGCCAAGAAAUCCGGCUUCCGCACCAACGAGGUGCUCUUCAUCAACCUGGCCGUCUCCAACCUCAUCACCAACUACUUGGUCGACCUCCCUGACACCAUAGCUGACUUUGCCGGUCGCUGGUUCCUGGGGGAAACUUACUGCGGGAUAUUCCGGUUUUGUGCCGACCUCUCUGAAACCAGCAGCAUCUUCACCACUUUCUUCAUCAGCGUCUUCUGGCAUCAGAAGCUGGUUGGCUCCCUGAAGCGUGGUGGGGCCCCUGUGAGGCUGGACAACCUGCGUCUGGUGUGCUGUCUUCUGGCCGGGAGCUGGAUGGUGGCUGUGGUUUUCAGUGUCCCACAUUUCUUCUUUGUGACGGUCGAAGGUGAGAACGGCAGUAACGAGGACUGCAUAGAUCUUUUUCCGGACCCCUUAGCGAGGCAAACGUACGAGAUCAUCUACCUGACCCUGGCCAACGCCCUUCCUGUGGCGGGGAUUGUAUUUGCCAGCGUCCAAAUUGUCGUCACUCUGCUUCUGAACCAGCGACGUAUCAGAUCUCAUUGUGCUGACCCAACCAAGCAGACGGCAAGCACAAAUGAGGGGCCACCUGCCGCAUCUGGACCAGAUUCUGGACCAGAUAAAUCAGAAGAUGCCAAGGACUCUCCAUCGGUGACCGUCUACAACGGUGUUCCUGCGUCGUCCUCUGCAAAUGAAGAACCACCCGCUCACUGCUCCCCCGUUAAAGUGGAAACAAAGAAAGAUGAACCUGGAGCUGAACCGAAUCCUUCCAGACCCAGAGAGACGGCCAAGGCCAGUACCAGCUCCAGCACUCAGGUGAGGGCGGCCAAGAGCGUGGUGGCUGUAGCCAGUGUUUUCCUCGUGUGCUGGCUGACUCAUCUGCUUCUACGCAUCACCAACAGCAUCCACACCUCCUCCUUGGUGGUGGAGGUGGCCAGCUACAUCGCUGCCUCCUACACCUGCAUCAUCCCCUACAUUUUCCUCUACGGAGUUAAAAAGCUUUCGUGCUCGUGUAAGAGGUAAACGUGUGGAACAGCUUUGGGUUUUUUUGUGCACAAGUACUAAACGCAACGGCAUUCUUUGUUAAGAAUGUGAAACACAGCUUCACUGAACGUAAAUAAAGAAUAAAACAGAAAAAGCUAACGAUAAUACCACAUAUGGUUUCAACACUUUUCAGGUCAGUCAAGCACUUUUUAAAAUAUUUUUAUUUAAAAUCAUGGGCCACAUGCAACAUGGUUAGAAAUAAAUAGAAAAACAAUAAGUCCAUGUUUUCCCCCUUGGUUUUCAUGCACAGAAGUACCUGUUUAUUUAUCUAUAUUUUAAUGUAUUUGCAUUUGAUGUGAAAACGUUUGUUUUUAUUCACCUGUUUAACUGUAAACAUGUAGCCAUUUUUUCACACUUUUAUUACUUUUACUUUCGUUAAGACACGGUGAGAAUCCAGACGUGUGAAGGACUUACUAAAAAUAGCUCCGACUAUGAAGUCGUAAAAGCAGCUCACUGUGAAAUUAGGAGAGAAAGUACUCAUGUCAUAAGGCACAAAUUGCUUUAUUUUUUUUUUCACGAGGCAAAACUUAUAAACAAGCGUUAAGUACAGCACACAAGUAAGUGGAGAAGACGCCCUUCGGCAACGACAACUGGGAACCUGGAACGCUGUUUCCAGAUUAGGGAUAAUUAUGUAAACACAGACAAAAGCCAUUACCGGACUCACUGCCUGAAUCUUUACUUUCAACUGCGAUUAGUCCUAAAAAUAAUCCAACCCAUACUGUCGGCAUGUUGUUUCUGUAGUGUUUGAAAAAAAAUCUUCACAGACAAAAUUAGGGAGAGUUUUUAUUUCUUUAUAAAAUGCUAGGUCUUUUUUUUUUUUUUAAUUUUCCUCAGUGCAGGUCAAAGGGUUUCAGUGUAGCACCGUGAUCUGCACCAGGUUAAAAACUUGUUGGACAAUCAAUACAAAAAUCAUUCAGACAAAACAGCACAGUUUGGCAGAAGAGACGAGGCCUUGGCCACAUUAUAUACAUAAUUAUUCUUUAGACAUUCAAAAGAAAAGUGCGUGGAAGAGAAGCAGACGAUGAAGAGGAACAAAAUGAGUGGCUCUGUGUUUGUACACAAAGAUCGUGAAAUAACGUCAGUGUUUUGGGGAAAAAAAAAAAAA